Molecule: messenger RNA, 351 nt
Organism: Thyridium curvatum
Lineage: Eukaryota; Fungi; Ascomycota; Sordariomycetes; Thyridiales; Thyridiaceae
Exons: 4
Coding region: 1-351 (116 amino acids)
Biological process (GO): protein insertion into ER membrane
Cellular component (GO): endoplasmic reticulum membrane
Molecular function (GO): protein folding chaperone
Source: RefSeq, a predicted model, not a curated record
AUGUCGUCCAAGAAGGAUAUGCGCCGGCCGGACCUGGUCAUUCCGUACCAGGAGCCCUCGGGCAAGGGCGAAAGCUCUGACAUCUCAUCGACCCUGUCCUCGACUCUUCCCAUGGCUGCGAUGUUCAUGCGCAACCGCUACGUUGGCUGGGCUGCGGUCGUCUACAGCGUACAGAGCUGGCUCGGCGAGAGCGAGGAGUCGAGGAAGAACCAGGCGACUCCUGGCUACUUCUCCGUCGGCAUGGCUGUCAUGUCUCUCCUCGUCACCUACAUGCCCCUCUUCCUCCCUCCCCAGCCUGGCCUACAGCCCGGCUCGAGCACCGAGGCUCCCCCACCGGUCCCUCCUGCGUAG